Molecule: messenger RNA, 2619 nt
Organism: Orussus abietinus
Lineage: Eukaryota; Metazoa; Arthropoda; Insecta; Hymenoptera; Orussidae
Exons: 6
Coding region: 522-2021 (499 amino acids)
Molecular function (GO): protein binding
Source: RefSeq, a predicted model, not a curated record
UAAACUACUCAAUGGAACUGAUCUAUCAUGGCAAUGUCGAUAAAUGUGAUCAAUAAUGAAUAAUAAUGAAGAAGCUUCGAUCAUUUGGUGCCGCUAAUAGGAACUAGUAAAUAAUGUGUAACAUUAUUCGAAAACUAUGUCAACGCCUUUUUGUAGAAUUAAACUGAGCGCCCAGUUAUUUAAUUAAAGGCAUUCUAGCGCUAGCCGAAUAUAUUUAAAAAUUUAAAAAUAGAAGUCAGAUAAUCUAACCUAACCAAUUUAUCUCAAUUUAUCUUCGAGCAAAAAUCCUGACGGUGAAAAUCGAUGGUCUGAACUCUGUUCGAUGUAUCGAUCUACCUGUGUCGAAUCGAAAUCAGUGACGUCAUGAUUGACUAACCUCGCGAAGAUGAUAAGAUGUAUAACUCGGUAUAAUGUGUGCGUUACUUUCCACUUUGGUAUAUUUUUAGAUAUAUUACAUAUCGAUUCGUGAACUCCGGUAAACACAGGUCGAAUGUCCAAUUCAGCGAACUUUUAAUUCGAAGAUGAGUGAAGACUGUUGGAAGGAAGACGAAAAUGACAAAGACUUUCGAGUUAAUACCGAUGAUGAGUUCGAGGAGGACUCGAGAAAUAAGAUUUUUAGUUCCUGGGAUCAGUUACCAGAUAUUCUACUGGAACAGAUAUUUUCUUAUUUAACAAUUCAAGAAAGAUAUUAUGCAUCGCUUGUCUGCCAGUCUUGGUAUCAUGCAUUUAAAUUGCAAAAUGUGUGGUCCACAUUCACCCUCAAGGAUACGACAUUGACGAGGGGUAAAUUUAAUUACUACAGUGGAUGGCAAUACGUUUUAGACCACAUGAGAACUUCAGCCUGCCUGAAUAAGGUUGGGAAGUUCUUUAGAUGUCUUGUUUUUGAUCCGAUGCUAAAUUUCUACAACUUGUAUGAAUUUAUGAACAUGGUGUCGUGGUACACUGAAAGGCAAGGGUCUGAUAAUAGAUCGGUCGCUGGUGUGGGCACUUACAUCCGCAGAUUAAAAUUUACCUUUCCCUGUAAUAUGGAAAACAGAGACGCUCCUGAUCGAAUUAGAGUCUUUGGUACCGGAGGAAAGUUACUCGAGGCCUUAAAGAGACUUAUGAGAAAUCUUGAACAUCUCAAGUGCCUUGAAUUAAUCGAUCUAAUGUUAGAAAGCAGAGAAGCGUUACAUUUAUUAGACGAUGUUUGCGCUAACUGCACAGAAACUUUAACAAAACUAGUGCUAAUAAACACAACGAGAUACAGCUGUCCACUUCUCCACGUUGGUGUGUUUUUGAAUUUAAAAAUCCUAAUUAUUAGUCCACAAAAUCUGGAUGAGGAUGUCGUGGAAUUAUUAGGAUCAACCUCAUUGCAACACUUACAUAUAAUUCAAAAUCGAUACAGUCCUAAAGAUACUACAGUAUUUUUGCCAAAGAAUAGUUCAUGGAAGAAGAUGAAAAUGAGCAAUCCUCACUUAAGGGUACAUUUUGAAAUAGAGAGUCGGAAACCUACUGACUUUACGUUACCAAUCGGUGAGAUGGACUAUGGUUCUAUACCUUGUGCAAGCAUCGUUUUGGAUAAUCCCACCACGCAGGUUACAUCGGUGACCAUAGAUUCGCAUGGAACUUAUUUUGGAUCGACACUGAAAGUCUACGCUUUGAAAGGUCUCACCAGAUAUUUCUUACCAAAGAAUUUUGCAAAGCGGUUGGACGAAGCUCUCGUACGGCUAUGCAAAACUUGUCCGAGUCUCCACACUCUGAUGAUACGUGACAAAAUAUCAACAGCUACAAUCCUAGAAAUAGUAUCUACCGCGAAGUCUUUGCGCUGCUUAUACGUGCGGAGGAACGUGAUUUUAAAAAGGUGCGACAAAGAUUGGCUAAGAGUUGCCGACUGGUCGCCAGAGCAUUACCAGUGGAUCAAAGUAAAUAGCUGUAGUUACGAAAGUACCGAAAGAGAGGUUUCAAAAAUAUUAGGCUACCGAUGGCACAUGCUGUCGGAGAAAGAGUUUAAAACCCAGCAGCUUAAUUUGCACGUAUGAACGUUUCUCUCGUACGAAGAUUUUUAAUGCGUAACUGAAGUAUUUUAUAAUUUAACCCACGCUCUCUCUUUCGCUUAUGCAUUAGAAACACUAUUCAGUACAUGGCACCGCAGCUUGAUUUAUAUACUUAUUCCUAUAAGUUUCGCCAUUUUAAAUUAUACUUAUUUCCUGUAAAAGAUCUUUUCUUUACUAUAAGAACCUAAUUUGUAAUGCUUUGACGCGAAAGUGUUUAAAUUUACGUAAGUUCAACAUAUGAAGAGAAAAAAAAAGAAAGGUUAGUUGACAAUUAUAGAUUAGGUUCCGAUGUGCCUUCGAUGUGCAAUUUUUGUAAGGAGGUAUAAGAUGGAAUGCAGCUGAACGUGGAUUUCGUACUGUGCGUCUGAUUAUUUUGAUUAUUACGCUUUUCAUACAGUACCUUUAGUAACAGUGUUGCGCGUACUAAUAGUAAUAAGUGCCUGAAACCUGCCAAUCGUAUUUAUAUAAUGCGAAUCUUGAAUAACAGUAUUUUAAGAUUGACAGGACAAGAAAGGUAUAUCGCUGUUAUGGAUUGUUGUAUAAUUGUAAUAAGACUGUACAAUAAAGUAGGUUAAUUAACUUA